This is a messenger RNA of Chaetomium globosum CBS 148.51, 462 nucleotides long. RefSeq lists its product as uncharacterized. The transcript has 4 exons. Bases 1 to 462 code for a protein of 153 amino acids. NCBI's taxonomy places the organism in Eukaryota, Fungi, Ascomycota, Sordariomycetes, Sordariales, Chaetomiaceae. The record is from RefSeq and is a predicted model, not a curated record.
AUGGCCCCCCUUCAGAACUUCAUCGCGAACCGGCUCCCGGUGGCGGCCACGAUCGCUUCCGGAUCAUUGGGGGACGAGUUUAGUAACUGGUUCGGUCAGUUCAGCGUAUGGUUUGCCCAACAAUGGGAGCAGUUUCUGGCAUGGGCUUCGCAACCUCAUGUUAUGGCAGCCGUCUUAGCAUGGCUCAUUACAUUCUGGGUUGUUUGUAUCAUCAUCCUUGGGCUGGGGUUUGGGCCGGCCGGUGUUGUCGCCGGCUCGCUUGCUGCGUCCUGGCAGUCCUACGUGUACGCGGGUUUCACGCCCGCAGGAGGCCAAGGGCUCGGUGCCAGAUCUGCUCCUAUACAACCAGCCGACAACCAACGAGCUGAGACCCCAGCUGCUACUCAAGGCCAUCCGCAGCGAGGUGGCCUCACUGUUCGGCGAUUGCGGCUCGGGCGCCGUAGAUCGCAGCCUUCAGGGUAG